AUGCUACUCUACUUAUCAUUAAAGUUUUCACCGAAUCAAAACAAUAGCUAUGGGCCGCUGCUUUACAUGACUAAACGCUAUAACAGCACUAACUAUUAUUUUGAUGGUCACACUGAAAACCUUAGGCCUACCCAUGAUCCUCUCGGAGGAAAUAGUCCUAACCAAAAGAAAAAUGUUGCAAAUCCACAUGCUAACAUUUUCAUUCGAGUCGAGUAGGAAAGACAGACUCUUACAAAUUUAUGCUCAAAUAACUUCCUGAAGUAAAACUUCUCGUCACAAUAUCAAUACCAUAUCCAACAGAAAAGUUCUGAAAAUGAACGAACCUAUCAGCAAAAGGGUAUAGUUUUGAUAUUUCUAUUUAUUCUUUAAACUGCUUUAAUCAAUAUCUGCAUAGAAGCCAAAAGUGAGAAAUUUGAAUCACAUUUUUGAAGCUUGAGUGAUGGGAUGAUGGCUCCACAUUUGCUAAGGGAAUUUUAUGCAAAGUUACUUUUUCUAUUUUACUUCUUUAAAAAUUUCACUCGACAAAUCCCGAGGUUACGGACCGAUAUUCUCUUGGAGCAUGCGCUGAGGCAUGCUAUUAAUUUGAUGGUUGCUCAGGAUAUCAUUGGCCUUCCCAUGAUCCUGGUGGAAGAUUGGAGCCCAACAAAGUGAAAAGUGAUCAUUCAGACCAGAAAACACUAUCAAACAUGUAUUACUUUAUGUAAAAAAUGUGAGAAAUAAACGGCAAAAUGUUGGUUUGAAAGGGUUGAUUAACAAAUAACAUAUUCAAUUAUCCCGACAAAUGCAAGGUUUACCUUUUCAUUUGCAUUGCCAGGUGUUUCAAACAAAAAAGAUGUGUUUUCAUUUCCAGUUUUAAUUUUAUCUCCCACCGAUUCUUUUUAAUUUUUAACUUUGCAUUUCAAAUUUUUGUUUUCUUCACUGAAUUGUUUCAUAAAAGAGCUUACUGCAACCUUUCCGGUAUUUCCAUAUUCUGUUUACCAAGAAGUCGUGAUAAUUGCAUUAUAAACCUGUAGGACUUGUGUUUUCAUUUAAAUGUCAAAACAGAGAGUUGUGGUGUAAUUGGAAACGUAUUGCUACGAAAACAAAAUGUCCAAGCUGUGAUAACAAACUCAAAUAGAAAAAUAGACUUUCUGACGAAGAUCACGGAAUCAAUAAAUUACAAUUGGUACUGACGGUGCAAACUUAUUCACAAAGGUUUGAGUUUGUCGCGCGGUGUUUUCCAUUAAAAUCAAAGAGUGGGUUCAAAUUUCUCUCCCUUUCUGUCUUGUCUUACUAUUUUGUCUGUAGGCAGGUAAUUUAUAUGUUCCAUACAUAUACUAAUUAUAAAUUUCUCUUGAGAUUCUCUCGAUAGAUGUUUCUGAAAGUCGAGUACCUCUUUGUAUUCGUCUUGUUCUUGGCGGAAAAGACAACUGAAGGAACCGAACAUGGCGUUUUCUUUCAAAUCAAGGAAAACACGUUUUUCAGCUACAGAGAAAAAAGCCUCUUUUGGUCUGGAAAAACUGAUUCUUUGCUUUCCUGUUCGGUUUUGUGUGCGAGACAAGCUUCGUGCAGAAGUGCAAACUUUCUGGAAAACCCAGGACUUUGUUACCUUCUUCGCGGCGAAAUGCAAACAAGUUCAGCCACUGGGCGGCUUUUACAGCGAGAUGGCUCUUUCUAUCUAACAAAGGUAUUUGGCAUUGAUGACGCACCAUGUUUUUUGGUGACACCUUCCGAUAAUGUACACCUUAUCACGAACAAGUUUAAGGGCCUUCCCACACUAGCAGACAAAACUAGAAUUGUCCCGUUAAAAUAAAAGGACAAAUUUUGUCAUGACAAAGUUUUGUUUCGUCUGUUUCAUCCGCAUUAAUGCUUUUAAAGCCGUCAAAUUCCGUCAACGCCCGAUCUAUUUAUAAGACCAGCUAGCAUAGUUUGUCGAAGGAUUUCACCUCCAAUUCGCACUUGUAAAAUGUUUAUUAUAAUAGAAAAUUUGUCAAAAUAAACAAACUUUUUCGCUAAAGUAAUUUGCGUUUAAGCAGGAAAAAAGCUGAAACAUGAGAGUGUAUUUGUGGAGUGACGUGAAUGGAUUGAGAUGACCUUAUUAAAAAAGUUAAGACGACACGACCCAUAGAAACUCCUCUUAACAUCAAGAUCAUAAUUCAAAAGCAUAUGAAACGUUCGUUUAUAAGCAGAAGCCAUCAACAAGUAAGACCACAGUUGCCCAAAGAGCCUUCAACAAUUUCGUACACAUGCGCAUGACACCAAGUACGGGUACUAACUGAAUGUCUUGUUUAACUCCAAUUCAGGUCGACCUGACUGGCUCACCCCAAGGUGAAAGUUACGCCUAUGAAAAUUAUUACAUAAAUGUAAUGGAUAAAUAUUGAUGGAGCACGAUAAACUUGAAUUUUCAAGUUCUUCAUUUCUACCACGUUUCGGUGUCAUCCAUCCUCUGCCUUCUCUUCCAUUAUUCUUCCUGGCCUACUGCUGCCAAUUUUAGGUUUUCUGAAUACUUUUACCUAAUUUUUGAUUGUCAUUAAAAUAAGAUACAAAGAAAUUAGGAGUGUAUAUAGCCAAGUAGAAUGGUUUCGAAUGUCCUCGUGGUCGUAUGUUCACCGAUAAAAUCAUUUAUUUCCAAGGUUAAUAGUGAAGAAAUGAUUGAGUUUGAAACCUAAUAAUCGGAGACAGCUCAACGGAAUUGUAAAAAAAGAAGGAAAAAAAAUCCAAGUUAGGGCGCGUGUCAGGAAAGUUGGCCCGGUGUUCAAGUUAAUUUCGGUUUAAAUUGCUCAGUAACAUAAUACUAGUUCUUUGUUUGAUGAUCGUAACUAAAUUUAGGUCGCCAGCUCCAAUAGAGGAUACUUUACUAGACUCGCUUUCAAUGAUGAAAUUAUUUUUCUAAUUUUCAACUUUAUGAUUGUAGACCAAAACACUUCUUCAACCCCUGGUUCUAACCAGCACUCAGCAGUAACCUCGUGCCAGACUCUCCUCAAACAAUCUCCCGCUACGUCCACGGGUGUUUAUUGGAUCGAUCCUGAUGAUGGAUCCCGGGCCAACGCUUUCAAAGCUUACUGUGACAUGGAUACUGAUGGAGGGGGCUGGACCCUUGUAUGGAGCUAUUCCUUCACUAACUACAAUCAUUUUAACGAUGAUUCAAACGCGGUCACUCCAAUACCAAAUUGGCUGGUUACGAAUAGGGUGAAUGUUCCUGUCUCCACAACUCCUCCAUUAAAUGAAACAGACUAUAAUGCCAUAAACUUCUCACUUUGGAAACAACUUGGCAGACAGUUCCUCAUCAAGAGCAACAUAAACAACUGGCUGGUGUGUCAGCCGGUAACUGGCAGUUUGGUUGAUUGGCAGAAUGGUGACGUCAACUGUAAAAUCACCAAAUACGUGGCUGACCGUAGUGAAUCAGCUUCGGCGCCUUCCAAGUUUUUACCAAACACAAACUAUGGACCAAUGUUCUAUUCGAGUGGGCGCUGGAACAGCACCUUUUACUAUUUUAAUAGUUACACGGCCAAAAAUUGGCCUACCCAUGAUCCUCUGGGAAGAAAUAAGCCCAACCAAAAGAAAAAUGUUCUUGAUCCACAUGGUAACAUUUUUAUUCGAGCCAAGUAGCAAGGACAGACAAUGACAAACCUUUAAACACGUAUCUCCCAUAGCUGGUUAAGUAUCUGCACAAAAUCAUUGCAUUGCCUUGAAAAAAAAUGACGAGAAUCAUCUGAAGGACCUAGAAGGUCUUAAACUGAUAUAAGUCUAAGUUAUCCUAUCGUAUUUACUGAGAAAAACCCCCCCAGAAUUCGAAGGGAAAAUUUAGGAUCAGAUUUUGGAGGCUGAAGGUUCAAGCUUGGUUCACUCUCGUAAGAUGAGAACAAGCAAAGCACCAGUUACACUCAUCAUGUGAAGUUGGGGGAUUACCUUUCAGAAUUUUGCUUUCCAAUGGAGUUUUAAAGAAAAAAAUCCCUUCGCAAACUUUGACUUAAUGAGGCGCUAGUCACUAUUCAAGCCGGACUUUGUAAAAAAUUUUUUAAAUUUGUUUUUGUAUGUUUUUUUCUUCUUUGUUUUUGUACAACAAAACUUAAAUUCUUGAUGCUUUUAAUAAUGGCUGCUUUUACCAAUACUGUUUACAAAACUCGUGGCAGCCACUAAAUUAAAUAGUUGCAAUCAGCUAAAGAAAUUUUUAGAAUGAAAUGAAUAAAUAAGAUUCACUUAAGGAAGCCUGGAACAAUCAUUACAUUACAUAAUUGACGUCACAGUUUUUUUUAAUGUUUUAAUGUUUGGAAAUGCGCAAAAUUAGGGGUUUAAUAACGAGCAUUACUUAAUAGUAAAAACAUAUUUUCCCAAUAACAAAGUUUCAAAUCGGUAUAAAGCUUGGUUCUAAAGGGUGCAUACCUUUCCAAGACACUUCAAUUUCUUUUCUAUUAUAUGUUGAAACUUAGUUUGCCUUUUAGGUUAACUACCUUCGAAAUGCUAAUAAAAACAACUUGCAUUUCAUUUUAAGACCAUAGUGUUUGCUAUUACUUAUUCUGCAUUUAUAAACCGUAAUUGAUAUAUUUCAGGAGCUUUCCAAAACCACUCUGAGGUUUUUUGGCAAUUGAGUACUCCUACUUUGCUUGUUCUUCGGUAUGCUAUUAUAUCAUUUCAGUUUCCUUUCUUGCAGAUCUUUCCUUGAGACAUAUUUGCUCUCAUAUGGGCUUUUUCGGUUUCACCCAAAGAUAUAUGCAGAAGAAGAUCAGGGCAUGUUCUUUUACAUAUAAGAAAACAUUUUUCUUGAUGAUGAAAAUGCUCUUCAAAAUGAAAAGGCUGACUCUAUAUUGACCUGUGUUCACAUAUGUAGGAGAGAAGCUGCUUGUAAAGAAGCAAAUUUUUUGGCAAACAAAACCACCCAUUCGCUUUUUGACGAAGGAAAACAGGCAAGGACUGAUGGAAAGAUUUGUAAAACAGGAUGGUCCUUUCUAUAUAGAAAAGGUAUUCCUAGAAUUUUGUAG
Pocillopora meandrina is the source of this 4958-nucleotide messenger RNA. NCBI's taxonomy places the organism in Eukaryota, Metazoa, Cnidaria, Anthozoa, Scleractinia, Pocilloporidae. The record is from the annotation of a GenBank genome assembly.